UCAAGAGCCGCCGCCAGUCGAACGAGGAGCCGGCUGGCCGUAGUCGGCGCGGCAGCCACCACGGCCUACACAGGUCACCGGAGGGCUCCAGCACGGGCAGCUCGCGAGACCCGUCACCGAACUCGUCCGUACGGCGCCAGUCUACCACCGAAGAGAUCCUCAUUGCCAAGGGCUUCCGCCGUCAGUCCACCACCGAGGACAUCCUGCGCUGCCGCAACUUCCGUCGCCAGUCAACGCUGCUGGACGAGCUGACGCGCUCGCGCGGCCGCCGAGACUCGGCCACCCAGAUCCUGGACGGUACAGUGGCCACGAUGACCGUGGAGGCCGCCAAUGUGUUCUACGACACAUCCACGCAGACAGAACCCAGUCCCCUGUAUGACAAUAACCAGUACCACGAGGAGUGUCUACUCUGCACGUGUGGUCAGAACCGACCGGGACCCAAUCAGAAGAGAAGCCGACGCCACCGGAACAACAUUUACUGUGACCUGCACUUCGCUGACCUGGCGCUGAUGGAGAGCUCCGACUUCAUGAACCAGCUGCGGGCGUUCAAGCCGCAGAGCCUGGGCUGCGCGGUGGCCCGCAGGAAGAGCUCCACCACGCUCAUCUUCCCGCUACCGCCGCAGGCGUGCUCAGACGAGUUCUGCCGUGGCUACCCGCACAACCUGCUGCCCACGCCCGGCUACUGGGUCGAGUGCGCCGGCCAGCCGCUGGAGGACGACGUGCUCUGGGACGCCGAUGAGGGCGAGGGCAGCGACGAACACGAGCACGAGUCCGAGCCGGCGCCCGGCAAGUGCGACCAGAACGUACAGGCGGGCUCUCAGGAGCGUGACGAGCCGUACUCGCCGGCGACGCGCCGCCUGCUGCGCGUGCCCACCAUCCGUGCCCCCAACCGGGAGAAGACGCCCAUCGAGGAGCAUUACGAGAAAUACGGCACGUUCGAGCUCACCUCGAUCGAGCAGGAGACGUUCGAGAAGUACUUUUACGGCACCGAGCACUGGAACUACUUCACGCAGGACGAGGACUUGGGCCCCAUCAUCCUCAGUCUGAAGCAGGAGACCAUCAACGGCCGCGACCAGUUCAGGAUCAUGGUGCGGGCCAUCAGUUACACGGUACACGGCCUGGUGCCGUGUUCCAGGAGAUGUUGUACGGCUUCUCGACCGGGUUCGGCUCACCCCAGGUGUCAGUAGCCGAUAUCCUAGCGCGCGCCGUGCCCACCCUGCAUAGUCCCUCGCACAAGCCCAAGAGCUCCAACUUCCUGCAGGUGCCGGACAUCGAGUCACCCCGGCCGAAGAGCGUGCCGAACUCACCGAUGGUGAUCAGAGCGUUCAGCCGUCUGGGCAGCAUCACCGCCGGCUGGGGGCGCACCAGCAAGAAGCCGCCCGAGGCGAGCCGACUGACCACCGACGAUCGCAAGAAGUGGUCCAGCAGUCAGGACUGUUCCGACAAACACAAGGUGGAGCGUCCGAGCAGCGCCCAGCAGCAGCACCAGCAGCAGCAGCAGCUGGCCGUCCCGCGGCUCUCCGUCUGCGCUGACGAGCAGAAGGUGGACCGCUCCAAACUCUGUCAGAGUGAGUUCACCAUCAUCGAGUUCGAGGCGGACACGUUCCGCGUGCUGCUGGACUACCUGCACCACGGCUCGUGCCCUCUGACCUGCACCAACGUGCCGGGACUGAUCUGCGCCGCCGAGCACUACGACCUGCCAGAGCUGCUGCAGGCCUGCUUCCACCACGCCAAACAGUUUCUGCGAGUACAGGUGGUAUGCGCCAUGCUCAGUGCCCUGGAGAACUACUACUGGAGGUACACGUCGGCGUCAGAGCUGGUCAACAUGAUACUCGCCUUCAUCGAGACCAGAGCUGCGCAGGUGUUCCAGUCGGGCGACUUCCUCGGCCUCUCGGAGUCCAUGGUGCAGAUGAUCAUGUCGCGCAACCUGGAGACGCCCGAGAUUCGCAAGUUCGAGGUGAUGCUGCAGUGGACCAAGCACAAGGUGCGCACCAAAGCGCCGAGCCGCGUGGACGCGCGCAUCGAGUUCAAGUGCACGAUGGAACGGCUGACGCGCGACCUCAAGCUGUACCGCAUCUCGCCGCAGGAGCUCAUCAAGAUCGUGCUGCCCAGUAAGGCCAUCAAGAACGAGCGCAUCCUGGAGACGCUCAUGUUCCAGGCCAACUCGGGCAUGUACCGCAUCCAGGACAGCUACCUGGAGGCGUGCCAGCAGAAGAUGAGUCGUCAGGACUCCAAGUUCAGCAGCGAGUGGGGAUCUUUCGACAACGGUUUGUAGCGGGCCUUGUCGGCCGCGCAGGUCGUCAUACGCUUACGGACAGACAACUGGAUGUAGUCCUGAUCGUAUUUUUCGUAGGGUGUGCGUGCGGCUGAGGGGCGCUGCUUUUGAUGUGGUGGGAGCGGCUGUCUGCGCCGCGCGCCGGCGGUUGGCCUUCCGAUGCCAGCCGACCCUCCGCCGCG
This is a messenger RNA of Pollicipes pollicipes, 2457 nucleotides long. RefSeq lists its product as uncharacterized. Gene Ontology annotation, molecular function: GTPase activator activity; protein binding. Lineage: Eukaryota; Metazoa; Arthropoda; Thecostraca; Pollicipedomorpha; Pollicipedidae. Gene Ontology annotation, cellular component: cytoplasm. Gene Ontology annotation, biological process: regulation of small GTPase mediated signal transduction. The record is from RefSeq and is a predicted model, not a curated record.